Messenger RNA from Perca fluviatilis (European perch), 3131 nucleotides. RefSeq lists its product as uncharacterized. Bases 250 to 1788 code for a protein of 512 amino acids. NCBI's taxonomy places the organism in Eukaryota, Metazoa, Chordata, Actinopteri, Perciformes, Percidae. The transcript is spliced from 12 exons. The record is from RefSeq and is a predicted model, not a curated record.
CAAGCCCAAGCCCAGCACGGAGAUGUGACUUCCGCAUCCGCUACGUUUUCGAUUUCGCGGGUCAGCCAUGGAUGUAUUUAUUAAGAGAACGGGGUCCGCACAUAAAAGCUAUCGUUGUUUUAAUGGAACGGCAUUUUCACUGAACAUGCUAACGUUGAUUCAUAUUUUUAAACCAACAGUUUGUUAAUGGUUUCUUGCGUGUUUCCACGGCAGAACUAAGUCACCACAGCGCGACAUCCAGACACAAGCAUGUCACUGCUGUUUAUGGUUGAGCAAGCUAUCAAGUCAUGCAAAGCUGAACAAGCCAAGAUUAACGACAGUAUACAACUCUACAGAGAACUAUUACACACCUUAACGCCACAACCAAAGACGGACUGUGAUGAGUCAGAAUGUGCAGAUGGUGCUGCUAUAGACACAGUUACCUCACCAGGGGAGAAAGAAGAUAUGGAAUUGCUUGAGCGAGCCCUGGAGAAAGCCCUCCGUGUCCGCACUGGCACAGGAUCUUCUAAAAAAGCCUCAAAAAACCAAUCUGCACCUCGAAAGGAACCCGGCACCACAGCUGUCACAUCCAAAGAGGGAAGGCAGGCAUUUGCAGCUUCUAAAGGAAAUCAGACGACCACCAGAUCAACAUCUAAAUCUGCUGGUCUUGACAGAAAAGAGCCCAAAAAGCCUGGUGGAAUUGUGCAUCAACAGGCAGCAGCAGCAAGGAAAUCGCAGCAGGCUGUCUCAGCGUCUGGCUCUCUUGAUCGGGGUCAAUUCCACACCUCAACCCUCCACUCUAAAAACCAGACUGUUAGAAGCAACGUGCUGAGUGGAAACGACCUGUGCAGAGCUGCAGCUAUCUCCAUUCCUUCAGAUAACACAGUGCCUGCUUCACCCACACACAGGUCUGGAGCUCACAGUUUACUUCGACAGACUGGGAAAGCUUCUGAUCAAACUUCAAAAUGGAAAUCUCUGAGGAGCAAGCAAAACAGGUUAUGGGACAAAGUCGUUGCCCUACAAAGGAAACCUGCGCCUGGGAGGAGUCACUUCAUGGAGAGAAUGAGAGCUACGUUCCCCAAGGAUUGGCCAUGUGGCAGCCCAGAUCAGACCAGGGCUCUGGUCAACAGACUGACUCACACAGGGCAUGACCUCACCCAGCACUGCCAGACAAAAGAGCUUCUGGCCAAAGAGACGCCAGAAGCAGCCACAGAGCUGGGUGGUAAGGCAAACAAGAAUGACUUCUUUCUGACACUUGAAAGGUUGUCGAUGACAGCAGCACAACUCCAGUACUUUGCAUACCAAGCGAAACAAGAGUGGGAAACAUGGGAUCGAUGGAGGCCAGAGGCAGGUUGUCUUUGCCCCACUGGGGCAAAUGGUGCGUGGGGAGAUGGGAUGAUUGCACCCCUGCCCCUGACUAUAACCUACACGACAGAGGCAGAGUUCAGAAAACUGGAGAAGCUGAGGAUGAGGGUGGCACUGCUGCAACAGGAGCUGUACCUCGAGCAGGCUCUGUUGGACACUCUGUCCCCUCAUCUUUCGUCUAUAGUACCUGGGCCUGGAUGUCCCAACUUCGGUGUGCUGAGAGACAUGUACUCCCUGCUGGGUGAAGGAGGGGAGCAUUUCCCUGCCAUAGUCCUGGACUCAGGGACCCCAUGUCUUCAGGCUCAUCCUCCAUGUGUUCCAGUUUCUUCCUGGCAAAUCAACGUUUCUGAAGAGCUCACAUUGGAUGACGUGUGGAUGGCAGGGGCUGUGCCAGACUGGGCAACAGGUGGCGCUGGGUUCACACAGCAGGACGUGGGUGUUUGAGCCCUGCUGCACCAACCCUCAUGUAGGCUACACACAAACACGGGGACAUGCACACUCAAAGCCGGCUGAGUCACAAAGAUGCCUGGGGGCCUGGCUCUCUGCAUGCUGCAAGCUGGAAAUGGCAUGCUUCCCUAAUUAGAGGAAUAAAAAGAUUAUAAAAAGGAGAUGACUAUUUCAGCUUCACAUUGUUAUCAAAAACCACAGGAGUAGAAUGAUUAGGGCAACUGUGCCUGGUUAAAACCAGAAAUGCAGUCACACACAAGAUCUCUGUUCCAGCACCAGAAGUGUCUGACCACUCAUGGAUUGCAGCCAAGUUAUCCGUACGCGACUGUGGAAAUGUGCUGCAACUUCUUGUCCGCCCAUCAGUGUGUCCUGGAUCAGUGUGUGUGAAGCGAGUAAAGGAGGAGGCAGGGAAGCAUCUUUGAGAUCACGUCAACACUACACACAGGUCCCAGAGGGAGUGGCUCCUACGCAACUCAACCUUCCUGUGACCUGCUGCCUGGCUCUGGCUGUCCCCAGCAGAGCGAUUCCACGCACAACAGCAUGGCCUGGCCCUGCCCAGGUUACCCAUGUCUCACGCGUUUGUCCCAUUUUUCUCACAGCUCUUUUCAUCACAUAAUGGAAGAUCCCAAUCAAUUUCACUUUCCCAAGGAUGAAGCUAAAAAAUUUUUCCCAUGCCGGCACUGCUGUAUGUCGCAAGUAGACCUACUCACACCGAGAGGGACAGAGAUGAAUAGCCUUCUAUUUGUGGUACACAUUCCUUCCUACUUGUUCACUUUUUUCACCCUUUUCAUUUUUAUUUUCUUUUUAGCCUUAGUCUAGUGCAGUGCUGGAGUCCAAGUACAAAUCCACAGAAACCGAACAGUGCUACCAAGAAUCCACUUCUCUGCAUCAAAUGCCCAUUGAACACGUCUUUUCUCCUGCUCCCUCACAAACACAUUCCUCACUUCCCCUCUUUUGCUCAUCUACAGCUCUGUUGCAGAGUGAGCUAACGGGGAUUGUUAAGUCAGUGUGGUCAUCAGUUAGGCUGCAUUACGGUUCAUUAUUUGAUUUCCCCCACCACUCAGCCGGUCUAAGCCAGCUUCCUCUGUCAAGUUGAAUUUUUCUGUCAAGGCAAAGAAGACUGUGUUAAACUAAGGUUCAUACUGAGGCAUGUUUGGCAUUUAUAUGAGGAUAUAAGUUAUUCCUUAAUCUGAUAAUGUGUGUAUUGUGGUCAUUAAAGAGCAAGGAUGCUUUUAUCUCAUUGAUGAGAAACCUGUUGCUCAGCUGAAGUCAUACCCAGUGUUAUAUUAAAGCAUAGAGAUGUUUUUUAAAACUCAUAAUUAAAUCUUAUUAGUUGCUGA